UCUCACUUGUGCUCUGCUCGCUGCCUUCGGGGGGUUGGUGUUCGCUUCUCCAGUAGCCCAGCGCGUCCCCGCCAUGACUCCACCGCCUGACCCUGCCGCAAUUGCGAAGAGGGCCACGACUUGCACUUUCUCGGGCUCCAACGGCGCGUCGUCGGCCAGUAAGUCGCAGGCAUCAUGCUCGACCAUUAUCCUCUCUAACGUGGCUGUACCGUCCGGCACGACCUUGGACCUGUCCAGCCUGAACGAUAAUACUGCCAUCAUCUUCGAAGGACAGACGACCUGGGGUUACGAGGAAUGGGCUGGGCCACUGCUGCAGAUCAAAGGCACCGGUAUCCAGAUCUCGGGCGCCUCAGGGGCGUACCUCAACCCCGACGGCGCGCGCUGGUGGGACGGCAGCGGUGGCAGUGGUGGCAAGACCAAGCCCAAGUUCUUCUAUGCCCACGACCUAACUGACUCCACCAUCACCAACCUGCACAUCCAAAACACACCUCUCCAGGCCGUGAGCAUUGAUGGCUGCAACGGCUUAACUAUCACUAGCAUGACUAUUGAUAAUUCGGCUGGCGAUACUGCUGGUGGCAAGAAUACGGACGGCUUCGACAUUGGCUCGAGUUCUCAGGUUGCUAUUUCUGGGGCUAAUGUGUAUAAUCAAGACGAUUGUGUUGCGGUCAAUUCUGGAACGGACAUUACAUUUACCAACGGUGUCUGCUCUGGCGGACAUGGCCUAUCUAUCGGCUCCGUCGGUGGCCGUUCCGACAACACAGUUGACACCGUCACAUUCAGCAAUUCCGAGGUUAAGAACUCGGUGAACGGAAUCCGGAUCAAGGCUAUUGAGGGCGACACAGGCACUAUCAAGAGCGUGACUUACAAAUCAAUCACGCUGGCCUCCAUCUCAAAGUACGGCGUCCUGAUCGAGCAGAACUACAGCGGCGGCGACCUCGACGGCGGCACCCCGUCAAGCGGCAUCCCCAUCACCGGCCUGGUGGUCCAAGACAUCGCGGGGUCAGGCGCCGUCGCAAGCACCGGGUAUAACGUUGUGGUCGCUUGCGGCAGCGGCGCCUGUUCUAGCUGGACGUGGUCGAAUGUCGUCGUCACUGGCGGUAAGACAUAUGGUAAUUGCAGCAAUGUGCCUAGCGUUGCGUCUUGUUAGUCAAGACAGCAGGGGGAAGCCUUCGAACUCUUGUUAAAAGUUGGCGAUUUGAGCGGCUAGGAAGGGUCGACAUUCCGGUAGUAUAACAGUUUGAACUUUGAAUUCACACCUAAGGGCAUCCACAUCUGAGGUUGAAUUUCUAUAAGAAGAAUGACAACAAAAGAUCUAUUGACAAUUAAUGGGUUCUUGACAGUCUCUAUCCUGCACUGCCUCCGAUAGAGGGGAAACCGAGGUCGUAAGGCUGGCAAUUUAUAAUAAUGCAAAUAUAUUAAAAAUAUCAGGAUAGUCAGUUAAAUGAG
Messenger RNA from Hyaloscypha bicolor E, 1446 nucleotides. RefSeq names its product glycoside hydrolase family 28 protein. The transcript has 5 exons. Gene Ontology annotation, biological process: pectin catabolic process. Gene Ontology annotation, cellular component: extracellular region. NCBI's taxonomy places the organism in Eukaryota, Fungi, Ascomycota, Leotiomycetes, Helotiales, Hyaloscyphaceae. Gene Ontology annotation, molecular function: polygalacturonase activity. The coding region runs from base 74 to 1147 and encodes 357 amino acids. The record is from RefSeq and is a predicted model, not a curated record.